AGGCCGUAUAAUGUGUGUGUGUGUGUUUAUAAUGUGUGUGUGUGUGUGUAUAAUGGGUGUGUGUGUGUUGGCAGGCCGUUAUGCUCAGUUGCAGCUGGAGUUCUCCUCGGCUGUCAGGACGAGUUCCGAACAGAAACAGCUGAUUCUCAAGCUAGAGCAGGACCUGAGCACUGUCCAGAGUCUCAACAUGCCCCGACCGGACGCAGAGGGGUCAGACCUGACCAGCAUGGACAUGAUCCCUGAGCCAAUCAAGGAGGCCACAGCACUCUUCUCAGGGAGCUCUCCUCAGGUGGAUCUCCCCCAGGGUCAGAUGGACUCUCUGCUGUCCAUCAUCUCUAGCCAGAGAGAGAGAUUCCGCUCACGGAACCAGGAGCUGGAGGCCGAGAGCCGUACUACGCAGCAGACUCUGCUGGCCCUACAGACGGAGCUGGACAGCCUCCGCGCCGACAACAUCAAACUCUACGAGAAGAUCAAGUUCCUGCAGAGCUAUGCAGGCAGAGCUGGGAGCAGCGAUGACACGGUGAUGCGCUACUCCUCCCAGUACGAAGAGAGGCUGGACCCCUUCUCAUCCUUCAGCAAGAGGGAGCGUCAACGCAGAUACCUGAACCUCAGCCCCUGGGAUAAAGCAACACUGAGUCUGGGUCGGGUCAUCUUGUCCAGUAAGACGGCUCGGACUGUUGCCUUCUUCUACACCCUCUUCCUGCACUGCCUGGUCUUCCUGGUGCUGUAUAAGACUGCGUGGAGUGAGAGCAUCGGUCGGGACUGUGCUGCAUUCUGUGCAAAGAAGUACUCUGAUCAUCUCCAUCGUUUCCAUGAGGAUGGGGGAAAUGGUGACAUGUGGCAGUGAUGUCAUCACCUUAGGCCCCUCCCACCCCCUCCCCAGAGCACGAGCAUCAGACUCAGAAGAUCUGCUUGUGUGUGUGUGUGUGUGUGAGUGUGAGUGAGGCCCUGUAUGUGAAUAUUCUUCUCGCGCUCUGUAGCAGUGAUGGGCCUCUCUGGGUCAGAAGAGAUUUAAGACUUUCACUCUAUUCCGCUCUAUCUGGACACUUGAGAGUUCCGCUCUGUCUGGACACUCUAUGAAGCACCUGCAUCUCUGGAGCUCUAAGCUCUAGGCUCUAGGAUGGGCGCAAAACUGUUCCUGUUCUGUUUCAAGUGCAAAUGUAAUCUUUAGUUAGUGGGGCCGUCUGAACAUGGUUGAGAUUAUUAUAUAUAUACUCUAGCUGGGGAGAAGUUAACACUUUCCUGGGGAUUUGGUGUGUGUGUGUGUGUGUGUGUGUGUAUCUGGUGUGUGUGUGUAUUCUGACAGCCUUCAUGUCAGAUGCGUGUGUAUGUGUAUUCUCAAGCCUUCAAGGCUGCUUAUUCUAUGCAGAUCUAACAUAGCGUGUGUGUGUGUGUGUGUGUGUGCAUGUGUGUGUGUGUGUGCGCACACGUGUGUGCAUGUGUGUGUGUGUAUGUCUGUGUCUGCCUAUAGCUAAAUAAAGUUCUACUGCUA
Molecule: messenger RNA, 1492 nt
Organism: Alosa sapidissima (American shad)
Lineage: Eukaryota; Metazoa; Chordata; Actinopteri; Clupeiformes; Clupeidae
Gene: cux1b
Product: cut-like homeobox 1b
Exons: 9
Coding region: 11-847 (278 amino acids)
Biological process (GO): intra-Golgi vesicle-mediated transport
Cellular component (GO): Golgi membrane
Source: RefSeq, a predicted model, not a curated record